AGAGUUCAAAUCAGUAAACAGCCAGGAGAACUGAAUGUGUGAACGGUUAUCUCAAUGGUCCGACCUAUUUUCCGUUGAUUCUCAGGUCUAGGCCGUCUAGAGCACACACGUUGCCCUUCUUUUUCUCUUGUUCAUACAAAACGAAAAGGAACCGUGGCGGAUAAACCAUUCAAGUUUAAAGUCCAGCACCGCACCUAACAAGAGCAUGUAACUUCUCUGUGCCGUUCUGUGAGCUUGAAAAUCCUUAGAGAAUGUCCAUAUUUCUUAGAUCACUUCCUGAGGACAUCUUGGAAGGUCUAUUUCAGUCUAGGCAGGUCAAGACGAUCGUACCUUUGAAAAUUCCAGCAUCGCCAGCAAUGUCAAGUACGCCUACUGGUAGUGCUUACUGCGUUCGAAGUCGAUCCCUCCUGGCGAUCUAGAGCGUCGAGUGCCUUUUUCUGAGUACUCGGGUCCUGCUGACCUGGCGCUCGGAUAGUGAGUUACAGGAACACGCAGUCAUGACAAGGGAAGAACUUGAAACACCUUCAGCGCAUCCAUUAUCCUGUGGAUAGUGUUCUACUCAUCAAGCUCCGAGUGAAACGAGCUAAUCCUAUGAUAUAGAAAGGAAAAACGCAAUGUACCAGACUGCAGACAUCUAAUUGACUGGCCAUGGACACUUGGCUCUAGUAUCAGUACCAGUUAUUCAAACUAUUCCCGACUAUCAAUGUAUCGCUGCAAUCUCGAUCUUCAUUAUCACAAGGACCCGAAGGUCCACUUCUCAUGUCAUGUCUGGCGGCGUUGGUGCGGUAGGUACAUCUGCCAGCAUUACACUGAUGGCUCGAGAACGCAGGUACAUGGCUUCCUUCCAUUACGGAUUUUUUUAGCUAUAUGGGCGGCCACGGCCCCUGGUCCAGUCUGGUUGAUCUCAUGCCUGUAAAGUCAAGCGCUUUGUUCUGCGUAUAAAUUCUACUCGGCAUUCACAAAGUAUUCAACUCACUGGAGUUAUACAUUUGCACUCGUGUUAUCUAAUAUGUUCCCCGGAAAUAAGGUCCAGCUCAUGUCGGCAACUUUCUUGUUGGCUCUUUUGUCAUCUCCUACGGUGGCAACUAUCGCAGGCCGCUCAAGCGGAGAGGCUACCUGUGAUGAUGCCGAAGUGGUGAGCAGCACCACCAUCUCGGUGAACGGCAAGGAAGUGGUCCAUACCACCUAUUCUUGCCCUUCCAUCGCUCGCCGAGCAACCAGGGACCUUCCGACCUAUGUCUGUGGUCAACUUUGUGAUUACGCAUGCAGUGCCCCUGCCUCGAAUCCGCUACCCCCAAUCAGCGAGGAUUGCGGCAUGAUUCAAGAUGCAAUUCUGCUGUAUGCAGGAAGCAUUGAUCCAACCUUCGUCGUUGAUGCUGGUGGCAUUGAACAAUUGACUUACGGCACAUGUAUUUUCUACUUUGGGAAUUUGAGUACGGAACCCAUUGAGUAUUGCUGGGACAACCUUUCUUCCACAGCAUCCUCAGGCGAGACAGCUUGUUUCCCUCCUAUUCAACCUGUCCAAUCUUUGGCAUUGUGUAUCCCGUCUUCCGGUGCUUGGGAGGUUGGAGAGUGGGGCACUCUUGAGCAUCUAGCAUCUCUGAACAGUAAACUAACAAGUCAACUCGGAAAAGGGUCUCCAAUUGGAAUUUCGUUGUAUAUCACUAGAAGCCAGUUGAUACAGUAUGUACCGACGAUGUCAAUGGUUGCAGCUCUUGUG
Serpula lacrymans var. lacrymans S7.9 is the source of this 1720-nucleotide messenger RNA. RefSeq lists its product as uncharacterized. The record is from RefSeq and is a predicted model, not a curated record. The transcript has 9 exons. Lineage: Eukaryota; Fungi; Basidiomycota; Agaricomycetes; Boletales; Serpulaceae. The annotation marks the transcript as partial.